ACACACACACACACACUCACACUCACACACACAGAGUCUGAGCCAGAAAGCUCAAGCUGUCAGAAGAUCAGCCAGAGCCCGUCACUUCACUUAUGAGCGCCGGUCACACUACAAAUACUGCUUCUGCUGCGCGGGAGGAGGCGUGCUGGUCUGCAAACCCCGCUUUAAAACAAGGAAAAUGUCAGUGAACCCGAAAUUUGUGAGUCCUUUCCACAGACCGCACUGUUUGUCAGCCGCUGCGCCCGCCGGACAAGCCAAACUCACACACCCUGGAAAGGCCAUCUUAGCUGGUGGGCUUGCUGGAGGCAUUGAAAUCUGCAUCACGUUUCCUACAGAGUAUGUGAAAACUCAGCUACAGUUAGAUGAGAAGGCAAACCCGCCUCGCUACAAAGGCAUCGGUGACUGUGUGAAGCAGACGGUGCGUGAUCAUGGCGUGAAGGGUCUGUACCGCGGUCUGAGCUCUCUGGUCUAUGGCUCCAUUCCCAAAGCCGCGGUGAGGUUUGGGAUGUUUGAAUUCCUCAGUAAUAAGAUGAGGGAUGAGUCUGGGAAGCUGGACAGCACGCGGGGGUUGAUCUGCGGUCUGGGCGCAGGAGUGGCCGAGGCUGUAGUCGUGGUGUGUCCUAUGGAGACUGUAAAGGUCAAAUUCAUCCAUGAUCAGACCUCAGCGAACCCAAAGUACCGAGGAUUUUUCCAUGGUGUGAGAGAAAUAGUCAGAACACAAGGACUCAAAGGAACAUAUCAGGGACUGACCGCAACAGUACUGAAGCAGGGCUCAAACCAGGCCAUCCGAUUCUACGUAAUGACCGCUCUCAGAAACUGGUAUAAAGGUGAUAACCCCAAUAAGACUAUUAACCCCCUCGUGACCGGAGUGUUUGGAGCCGUUGCUGGAGCCGCAAGCGUGUUUGGAAAUACUCCAUUGGAUGUGAUCAAAACGAGAAUGCAGGGAUUGGAAGCUCACAAAUAUAAGAGCACAGUUGACUGCGCCAUCAAAAUCAUGAAAUACGAGGGACCGGCUGCAUUCUACAAAGGCACCGUGCCCAGGUUAGGUCGGGUCUGUAUGGACGUGGCUAUAGUGUUCAUAAUCUACGAGGAAGUGGUUAAAGUUCUCAACAAGGUGUGGAAGACGGAUUAAUGGAGGCGUGACGCUGAUGGGCGGAGCCUGGCCUUCAUGACAUCAUAUUACAGCAGU
This is a messenger RNA of Cyprinus carpio (common carp), 1189 nucleotides long. Its product is annotated as tricarboxylate transport protein B, mitochondrial. The record is from RefSeq and is a predicted model, not a curated record. Lineage: Eukaryota; Metazoa; Chordata; Actinopteri; Cypriniformes; Cyprinidae. Gene Ontology annotation, biological process: mitochondrial citrate transmembrane transport.